CACUCCGUCCUACCAUUUUAUUUCCUCCUGUCUACCCCCCUAGCUCUCGCUCUCUCCUUUUCUCCCUCUAUCAGAAUUCCCCCCUACCUGUCUGAACAGGGAGCAGUAGAGCGUGGCGGGACAGAGGAGAGAGAGAAAGAGGAGAAAGAAAGAGGAGGAGAGUAGGAGCAACAAAGACAUAGUGAGGGAGAAUAGGAAAGCGGUGUGUGUAUUGAGAAGAGUGUGGACUGACGGAGAGGUAGAGAGGAGUAGAGGGGUGCAUAAGAGAAGCGUUGUGAGGAGGUUGCUCUGUUUUUGUCCUUUGGAAAACCUUUUCCCUGUUGGUGUCGUGCUGGCUUGGUAUGGAUGCUAUCAUGCUGCAGGAGAAACUAGUGGAACGCUUGCUGUGCCCUCGAGUCAGAACCGCGAGGCGGAAGGAGAAGCAGUAUGUGGGCUUUGCCACCCUCCCUAACCAGGUGCACAGGAAGUCAGUGAAAAAGGGUUUUGACUUCACUCUCAUGGUCGCCGGGGAGUCUGGUAUGGGUAAAUCUACUCUGGUCAACAGCCUGUUCCUCACAGACCUGUACAAGGACAGGAAACUACUCAACGCUGAGGAGCGUAUCAACCAGACAGUGGAGAUCAUUAAGCAUACAGUAGACAUUGAGGAGAAAGGAGUGAAGCUCAAAUUGACCAUUGUAGACACGCCAGGGUUUGGAGACGCUGUCAACAACAAUGAAUGCUGGAAGCCGAUCACAGACUACAUCGACCAGCAAUUUGAGCAGUACUUCAGAGAUGAGAGUGGACUGAACAGGAAGAAUAUACAGGACAACAGAGUCCACUGCUGUCUCUACUUCAUUCCUCCGUUCGGACACGGACUGCGUCCAGUAGAUGUUGAGUUUAUGAAGGCUCUCCAUGAGAAGGUGAACGUGGUUCCUCUCAUUGCCAAGGCUGACUGUCUCACUCCCAAUGAGAUCAAGAAACUCAAAGACAGGGUCCGUGAGGAAAUUGAGAGGUUUGGCAUUAAGGUGUACCAGUUCCCAGAGUGUGACUCUGAUGAGGACGAGGAGUUCAAACAACUGGACAAAGAACUGAAGGAGUGCUGUCCGUUAGCAGUGAUUGGCAGUAACACAGUGGUUGAGGCCAGGGGCCAGAGAGUGAGAGGGAGACUCUAUCCAUGGGGUAUUGUGGAAGUGGAGAACCAGUCUCACUGUGACUUUGUGAAGCUGAGGAACAUGUUGAUUCGCUCCCACAUGCAUGACCUCAAAGACGUGACAUGUGAUGUGCACUAUGAGAACUACAGAGCCCAGUGUAUACAGGACAUGACCAGUAAACUGACGCAGGACAACCGCAUGGAAAGCCCGAUCCCCAUCCUGUCCCUAUCCACCCCAGAUGUGGAGACAGACAGACUCAUCAAGAUGAAAGAUGAAGAGUUGGCGAGGAUGCAAGAGAUGCUAAAUAAGAUGCAGCAGCAGAUCCAUGAUGGGAAGGACCAGUGAGCUACAGCCCCAUCUGCUGGCCACUGAACUACAACCACAACUUCAGACAUGUUACUUACAUGCCAACUAUAAUGUAAUCAGGGGUGAAAGUAUAUUUAAUGAGGACCUCCUAUGAGUGCACGUGCACGCCAUUUUUUUAUGGGCCUAAUAAUAUAAUUACUUAUAGAAUCACUAUUAAUUUAAUAGGAUCUCUGUGACCUAAUAGUAAAGAUUACUGUUAACUUUUAAAAUGUAUUGGCCUACCUUUUAAUGUAUCAUAAACACAACCAGUCAUAAUGUUUUCAUCUGAUUGUCAAACAAUUACUCCAAAAGGCUACUAUAGGCUUCCCGCACACGUUAUUCGACUCWAAAAUAAUUCCCGCAUCCGUGCACUGUGCACCUGCCAUUUGAUAAAUGCUAAAAGACAUCAGUUGCAAAACACCAAAAAGUUUAGUGAAUGACAUUCUGUGAUGGUCACUCACUGGGCCUACAAAAGUCUUGUAACCUGAAUUAAUGCGUCCUCUGCUGUCCACGCCCGUCUCGGCCACUUAUCUCUGCCUUGGCAAAAUUUCUGUGUUAUUGUCGAAUCACGCUGCAUUUUAGAGCGUAACCCAAGCGUUUUUGUCUGUUCGCUCAUUCUUCAUGCGACUAACAUGCGGUAAUGAUAAGUAAUAGUAUAUAAGCCUACAGUUUUCUUGGAAUCACUAUGUUUUAAUUAUUGUGACAGGCUCAUGUUUUACCGGUACAGUGUACCCCCACUAUUUAUUUUGCCGGUACUCUGUACAGGACCUGCUUGCUUUCACCCCUGGAUAUAAUCAGCACUGUGUUGGGGGAAAACAGUAACUGUAUAUUCAUUGGUCAUUUGUUUUUUGGUGCUUGCAUAUUUGGUCUGUCCUGCAAGGAGAAAUGUGGUGUUUUUACUGUAUCUUGUGUCCAUUUGAACCCCAUUAAUAUUAUUGACGGUCCUAGUAACAUAUGACAUAACAUAAACAUGUAAUAUAAAUGACCUGUUAAAUGUAUCCAAUUUAUAAAUAUGGUGAAUACUA
Molecule: messenger RNA, 2500 nt
Organism: Salvelinus sp. IW2-2015
Lineage: Eukaryota; Metazoa; Chordata; Actinopteri; Salmoniformes; Salmonidae
Gene: septin5a
Product: septin 5a
Biological process (GO): cytoskeleton-dependent cytokinesis; intracellular protein localization; regulation of exocytosis
Cellular component (GO): septin complex; synaptic vesicle; cell division site
Molecular function (GO): GTP binding; molecular adaptor activity; GTPase activity
Source: RefSeq, a predicted model, not a curated record